Messenger RNA from Lepisosteus oculatus (spotted gar), 4462 nucleotides. Its product is annotated as fibrillin-2. Lineage: Eukaryota; Metazoa; Chordata; Actinopteri; Semionotiformes; Lepisosteidae. The record is from RefSeq and is a predicted model, not a curated record. Gene Ontology annotation, molecular function: calcium ion binding.
UGACGCGGUAUAAUUACUCCCCAAUGUGCCGGGGGGAUGGAGGGGCUUUUUGAGGCGCAGUCAGGCUGAGGCUAGACGAGCGCGGCUUGCACAACACGUACGAGGCAGAAGUCUCCCUUUACCCGUUCACAGUUGUCCUUGUGUCUGCGUGCCAGUGGGCUGGAGAUGACACUCUUCUGGGGAGCACCACUGGUGCUGCUGGUCCUGUUGUCCUGCACAGAGCCUCUGGAAAACCCCCCUGCCAGCUCCAAUGAGGUCCUGAAGUCCAGUGAGCUGGAACCCAGCAAGUCCCAGAACGUCAGCGACGUGAUGGAGAAUGCUAUUGAAAAGCUGGGUGACUCCGAACAGGCUGCAACAGCAGAGCCUCUCCCGGCCCCGAGCUGUCCUGGGAAUCAGGUACUUCUGGAGGAGGGCAAGGGAUGCAGUUGUCCUGGAGACUUAGUCAAGCAGGGAGAGAACUGCACAUGCGAUCCUGGUUUUGCCCUGCAGGGGGAAGCACUGUGUCAGGAUGUCAAUGAGUGUGCAGUGGACAGGACAGACCCCUGUGGACGCCAUGCUAACUGUACCAACACCCCAGGCUCCUUCCUGUGCCAGUGCCACAGGGGGUAUCUAUGGGGGCCAGGGGGCUGUGAAGACGUGGACGAGUGUCAGCUAGCCCAGGUGACAGGGCUGCAGGCAUGCUUUGAGGGGUCACAGUGCCAGAACUCUCCUGGCUCCUUCUCCUGCUCCUGCCCUAAAGGCUUUGUUCUGGCUCUGGAUGGCAAGAGCUGUGUGGAUGUGGACGAGUGCAGUUUUGAAGAGCAGUGCCGCAAGGAACUGGGCAACAUGUGUGUUAACACCCCAGGGAGCUACACCUGCCAGUGCCAGCAGGGCUUCAGGGCUGAGAAGCCAGCCUGCGUGGGCCCAGUGUGCGCAGACUACACUGUGUGUCAAGAUGUGGACGAGUGCACAGAGACCCCCGAUAUCUGUGCUGGACAGGGGGUGUGUGAGAACACUCUGGGCAGCUACAGGUGUGUCUGCCAGCCUGGGUACAGAGGCAACGGCACACACUGCGAAGAUGAGAACGAGUGUGCCUCAGGCAGGCACGGCUGUGACGUCAACGCUCGCUGUGGGAACAUCAUCGGCUCCUACUUCUGUCAGUGUUACCAGGGCUUUGCUGGCGAUGGGCACUCCUGCUUCGAUGUGGACGAGUGUGCCCUGAACAAUGGAGAGUGCCAGCAAAACUGCAGCAAUGAGCCUGGCGCCUACCAGUGCCACUGCCAGCAGGGCUACCAGCUCUCCCAGGAUGGCCACAACUGCACAGACGUGAAUGAGUGUGUGUUGGUGAACGGAACAUGCGAUCAGAUCUGCACCAACACGGAGGGCUCCUUCCUCUGCUCCUGCCGCCCAGGGUACCAGCUGCAUGUGGACAACCGCCGCUGUGUGGAUGUGGACGAGUGCAAACUGCAGAACGGAGGCUGUUCCCACAGCUGCUUCAACACCCUUGGGGGACACCAGUGCGAGUGUCCAAAACCCCUGCUCCUCAACAUGGACAACAGGACCUGUGUUAAUGUCAGCUCAUGUGCCCUGAGGAACGGCGGUUGUGCCCAUGCCUGCACUGAGCUCAGCGAGGGCCAGCCACUCUGUAGCUGCAGGGCAGGAUGGGAGCUGGGCGCUGAUCGCCGAAGCUGUCAGGAUGUGGAUGAGUGUGCUGACUUCACUAACGGAGGCUGUGAGCAGCUGUGCCUGAACCACCCUGGGGGAUUCAACUGCAGCUGCAGAAAGGGAUACGAACCUCGUACCGAUGACCCAGCCAAGUGCCAGCCGGUGUGUGACCCCCCCUGCCAGAACUCAGGUGUGUGUGCUGCUCCCAACAGCUGUGACUGUCCUGCGGGCUACCCUGGUCCUGGCUGUUCAGCCAUGUGCUCUCCUCCCUGCGCUCACGGAGGCUCAUGUAUGCGCUGGAACACCUGUCUGUGUCCCCCAGGGUGGACUGGUCCAGGCUGCCACACUGCGGUGUGCGAGCUGCCCUGCGCCAACGGAGGGCGUUGUAUUGCCCCAGACACAUGCCAGUGCCCCUAUGACUACACCGGCUCGCAGUGCCUGACUCCCACCUGCACCCCGCCCUGUCUGAAUGGAGGAAGGUGUGUCGAUGUCAACAAAUGCACCUGUGUCCGGGGCUGGCAGGGUGCCCGCUGUCAGAUAGAGCCCGUGCUGUGCCAGGUGGCCUGUAAGAACAAUGGGGUGUGUGUGGGUCUUAACCGCUGUCGCUGUGCCAGUGGCUUCACGGGUGCCCUGUGUGAGACAGCUGUGACAACACCCUGUGUGCCACCCUGCCAGCAUGGCGCCACCUGUGCCCCCUUCAACAAGUGCAGCUGUCCAGAGGGCACAACAGGCAUGCGCUGUGAGAAGCUGAUUUGUCCUAUUGUGACCACAGUGGUGAGCACAGCACGGGCAGUGCGCAGGGGGGUGAGGGAGAGCUAUGUGGAUCGCUGUGGACCCCUGGGAGUCCAGCUGUGCACCAAGUACAGAAUCAACCAGGCACGUGUGUACCUCCAAGCCUACAGGGUGGGUUAUAAGAUCCAGUGUCCAGAAAAGAAAAACAGCUGAGGAGUCUGCAGUCAACUUCCACAUUCUCUUGGAUUCCUCACUAACACAUCAUUCGGGAUUCUCCUCAUCCUCCCCUCACCUCAGUGUCUCCCAGCGUCUCCCUUCUCUCCAGGGGAGAUUUCCCAUCACCUCCUUCUUCACACCCUCCUUCCCCUCCUAGUUCCUCUCACACUCUCACCUGAAAGCUUCUAGGGGAUCUGCCAUCCCCUAGAGCUGAGGGACUGUUACAUGCCUUUCUACUCCUUGGACAGUAUUUGACCUCAGAAAUGUGUCAUUAAGGAAAGCCAGAAGCCAAGUCACAGACCAAGACACACAUUCAGGUCUUUAAAUACAAUCAUUUGGCUGCUGGAACCUGUCUGACCUGAACUAACACACUGUUCUGGAAAGGUCCCAGAGCACUGGAUUCACCAUCUCAGCUUGGCAAACCACUCUUAGCACUUUAUGUUCAAAGACGCUCUCCAGUUCGUUUGAGGUUCCACUAAGCUUUGUAUUUCUCUUCUCAUGGAAGAUCUAAAUAGAGCUCUGCUGGAGUGGCCCCUGUUCUGUUAGCACAAGAUUUUGAAGAAGCCUCAGUCCCUUUUCAGUCCAGCCACAUCUGAAUCCUUCAGUUUGUCAUAUGUAAUUUGUGUCUGCUAAGGAAGAAGUCUAAUAAGGCCACCCCUGUUCACAACUUAACUGUGGUUUUAAACCUUCCAAAGGCUCGAUGUUCACAUUGGUGUGAUCAUUCCUGCAGCACUGAGUUGCACUUGAUUCCCCCCUGUCCCCACCUCCAUAAAGCAUAACCAGUCAAGUCCUGCUGGCCAAAACAGAACACUGAGUAAUACUGAGCAACUUAAAUUAGCUGUUCUCCUGCCACUUGAAGUGCUGGCAGUGAGGGUGGAAAAAACAUGGAAAUAUACAGACUGAUUUCUGUCCUUUUUUUCCGAGUCAAUUUGUUGUGUAACGCCAACGAUUGUUGUGAUGUACUAGACAGUAAUAGUUGCCGGGAAUGUAUUAUUAUUAUCCAUGUUCAACUAUGUAUACAAUGAUGUAAAGCAAAAGAGGUCUCAUCUGUGUAUAAUAGCUGUAUGAGGGGGUCUCGUUUGGCUAGGCUUCUCUACAGUACAUCCCCUAUUUCAAACACACAUGAUGCUCAAGUGCUAACACAAGUAAGGUUGUCAUCUUAUUACACCGGUAACUAUGCUUGAACUAAUACAUGCAAAUGCAUUUGUCAGCAGAUGCACAAAUGGUAGCAGCACAAUUCGAGCCCAGCCAGGAGCUCUUGGUUGAGAUUACACCCACUAGGUUGGCACAUAAUUUUACAAACCAAAAAGAUUUUCACUGAACAUGCUUAUUGAUGUUUCCAUAUCUACAGUCUUAAGUCUUACAUUAUCUUAAAAUAAUGGCUAUAAAUUCAUAUUGGAUUCACAUGGAAUUCAACAGGAUCAAGCCCUGAAUACCUCAGGAUUCACUCUAUGGUUUCUAAAGAUAUUCAGAUAUCAAAUAAGUUAUCAUAAUGUUGGACAAUGUGUUUAUAAUCAUAAUGAGUUAAAUUCCCAUGCUUUCAAAGAGUAACAACCUUACUAUAGUUGGUUUUCUGCUUUAACAGAGUCACAGGGCUUGUGUAGACCAAAGAAGACUUUGGAAUAUCCCAUGAUUGAAGAAACUGGUUAAAAUAUUUUCAUAGGUUGAAAUAAAGAUCUUAAGUUGUGGAAUAACCUGCCAAGUAAGACUAUGGAGGGUAAUUGGUGGUGACUUGUUUAUAAGUAAUGAAGUUCCUGGGCUACCAAGCCAGCUGAACAACUAUGUGCUCUUCACCUUGGCAGUAUUAAAUCCUGUUUUCUUUUGUUCAAUUUAAUUACUGAAAGAAAUAAUAAAUCUUUUGGUGAUUUUU